AUGGCACUUCUCUUGUCAGUGAUAGCUUUUACGGCAAUCUUCAUUAUGCUGUCCGCCUACGAUAAACAGCCACAAUUCGACCUGCCACGAGGAAUCAACAUCAACACGAUCAUCGCCAUCCUAUCUACGAUUGUUAAAGCUACCUUAGUUUUUGUAGUGGCUGAAGUCGUCGGCCAAUCCAAAUGGGUCUGGGUAAAAAGUCCCCAGCGAUUGCGUGACGUGGAAUAUUUCCACGAAGCUGGCAGAGGGGCAUGGGGGUCUCUCAAAUUCUUGUUCAAACUGUGGAAACCAAUGACUACCGCCCUGGGAGCAGUGGUUAUCGUUGCCUCUUUCGCUAUCGCCCCUUUCUCUCAACAAGCUACAACAACACACCCGUGCGAAAUCGACGUCGAAGGAACCGCGUCAAUUGACGUCGCCCAAUGGAUUGGAACAGGGGCCGACGGUAAAAUGCCGGUCAUAAGUUCGAAGACCCAUGUUGCUGCUAUCACGGGUCUAAUAUACGGUCCGUCCAUCUCAGCAGCAGGCCCGACGGGGUUCCAAUGCGCGUCUGGGAAUUGCACGUUCGACGCAAUCGCAGAAAUAACACAUUCCUCGGUUGGCAUAUGUAGCAGAUGUGACAAGUUGGUCGUCCGCAAUGAGACGAGUGAAAACCGCACAACGUUCUCCAUCGAUAGGACGGACGAGAAUACGAAAUCUCCGAGGCCGAACAUAACCUGGCCCAUGAGCGAAGGUUCAGACGUAUUUGUCAUGGAUUCAAAUCAGCCGCCUGACUCGAAGGAAUCGGAGCGUGAUUUCGAGACAUCGUUCCUCUCGCUGAAGAUAGUGGAAUGCACUGAGGGAAUGUCUUCCUACGAAAAGGGGUCCCGAAACUGCGGCCAAAGUCCAGGGCUCACUUCAAACCAAGAUGGCCAGGGUUUUGAGAUUAUAGGAGCCAAAUGUCGACUCUAUCCAUGCUUUCGCAAUUACCAUGGGAGCAUUCUUAACGGGAGAUUGCACAAGCAAGAAAUCUCCUCAGUAAGAUGA
Molecule: messenger RNA, 1023 nt
Organism: Colletotrichum aenigma
Lineage: Eukaryota; Fungi; Ascomycota; Sordariomycetes; Glomerellales; Glomerellaceae
Exons: 3
Coding region: 1-1023 (340 amino acids)
Source: RefSeq, a predicted model, not a curated record